Kwoniella shivajii is the source of this 1263-nucleotide messenger RNA. RefSeq lists its product as uncharacterized. The record is from RefSeq and is a predicted model, not a curated record. The transcript has a single exon. The coding region runs from base 1 to 1263 and encodes 420 amino acids. NCBI's taxonomy places the organism in Eukaryota, Fungi, Basidiomycota, Tremellomycetes, Tremellales, Cryptococcaceae.
AUGAUGACUUUCGUUGCUUCACCUACUAAAUAUACUCACCCUGCACUUUUCACUGGUCUGACUUCACCUCCCAUGACUCCUAUUACUUCGUCCCACACGAACCAUCAGCAUAAUGCUUUCACUUAUAAACCUCAACCACCUACUCCUUCUUAUGCGAUGCUUCGAUCUCAUCAUGCCUACGCAUUGAAGUAUGUCAUUGCUAGACUUCGAUGGGAUCAAGUAAACAAUCUUUAUAUAGUUGGUCAAGACGCAGAUUGGAAUCAUGAUCAAAUGAUUCACAAACUUGAAAAAGAAUUGAAUGAUGUGCAAGAAGCGCAAAAAGGAUUAGAUAAAUUCCCCAAUUGUUUCGCACCUAUAUCAUUCCCCAAACCACAUGGACCCAGGACUGAACAAGAAGACACUGAGAUCAACAAGGUCGAAUUCGAAAGGGAAAAAUUGAUUAAACAGAAAAUGGAAGAACAAUUCCCUUUCUUGAAACAAUUGUUUAUUGGUCCAAUGACAAAACAACAAGCUAGAAAUGAUCACAUCUUGAGAGAAAAUCUGAAAGAAGGCGAUAUAGAAGAUUUAUCAUUAUUGUUACCAAGUGAAAAUAUGAGACAGUUCAUUCAGAUGCAACAGAAGAGAGCUCAUCCUCAUCCUCAUGGCCCUCCAGGUCAACCUAGAAAAUCAUACGAACAACAAAGAUACGAAAAAGAAAAACUCAAAAUCGCUGCUUAUCUAGAGACUGUUCCCAAGAAGAACCCUUCUGAUGAACAGAAAAAGAAAAUGAUCGGACCCUUGACAAAAGAAGAAUGGAUAGCGACUUUACCUCUUUACGGUCCUCAAACUUGGCAAGAAGCCAUGUUACCCAAACAGAGACAACAGAGACAUGAUAUCAUCAGAUGGUUACAGAAACCUUGGGGUGCAUAUAACGAUCAAGCGGCCAAAUCCAUGGAAACCUUGGCUGAAAUAGCCAGGAAGUCCCUGGAGGAGGAAAGAAUCUCGAGAGAAAAGUAUGAGAAAAGGAAAGAAGAGGUGAAAAAGCUGGAACUACAAAAAGCGGUCGAAGCUAAAAAGGCGGAAGAAGCGAAGAAGGAGGACAAGGAGCAGAAGGAGGGCAAGAAGGAGAAGGAGCAGAAGGAGGAGAAGGACGCAAAGAAGGAGGAAGAUAUACAGGACGGACAGGAGAAAAAGAAUGAGAAGGCCGCAGAUGAGGAGGGCAAGAAGGAGGAUAUAGAAGUGGAGGGCUUGAACGUUGAGGCCAAGACUAAAAAGAGUAAAUGA